Carica papaya (papaya) is the source of this 1532-nucleotide messenger RNA. Lineage: Eukaryota; Viridiplantae; Streptophyta; Magnoliopsida; Brassicales; Caricaceae. The record is from RefSeq and is a predicted model, not a curated record.
AAAACCAGAAAGAGAAAAAAAAAAAAAACAAUAAACAAAAAAAGGAAAAGAAAAGGAAAGGUCUGCAAGCUAGCAACCUCCACUGCUCUUAUAAUAAGCAAGAAGGGAGAAGUGUGUACGCACAGUGCACUAAACAAAAUCACACUCUAAUCUCUCUCUCUCUUUCUCUAUCUCUUUCUCUCUGGUCUGUUUGAGUGGCAGCUAAGAUGGAGGAUGAUCAUCGUGUGUUGUUGUGCUACUGGUUCAAGCUAGUUAUCAUCUCUUUAGUUGUAGUGUUUUUUGUUCUAAAGGUGGUAUUGGUGCUAUGGUGGAGACCCAGAAAGAUUGAAGAUCAUUUCUCGAAGCAAGGGAUCAGAGGACCCCCUUACCAUUUCUUCAUUGGCAAUGUCAAGGAGCUUGUGGGCAUGAUGUUAAAAGCUUCUUCUCAGCCUAUGCCUAAUUCCUCUCACAAUAUUCUUCCUAGAGUCCUCUCCUUCUACCAUCACUGGAAGAAAAUCUAUGGUGCAACAUUUCUAGUCUGGUUUGGUCCCACCGUCCGGCUGACCGUCUCCGAUCCCGAUCUAAUCCGGGAAAUCUUCACUUCCAAGUCUGAAUUCUACGAGAAAAAUGAGGCACCCCCUCUUGUCCGCCAGCUCGAAGGCGAUGGUCUCCUCAGUCUCAAAGGCGAAAAAUGGGCUCACCACCGCAAAAUCAUUUCUCCAACUUUCCACAUGGAAAAUCUCAAACUUCUGGUCCCGGUGGUAGCUACCAGUGUGGUUGAUAUGCUGGAGAAAUGGUCGUCGGCGAUGUCGACCUCCGGCGAGGUGGAGAUUGAAGUGUCGGAGUGGUUUCAGACAUUAACAGAAGAUGUGAUUACGAGAACAGCAUUUGGCAGUAGCUACGAAGAUGGUAAAGCCAUUUUUAGAUUACAAGCUCAGCAAAUGGAGCUCGCCGCCGAAGCAUUCCAAAAAGUCUUCAUUCCUGGUUACAGAUUCUUUCCGACGAGGAGAAAUAUAAAGUCGUGGAAAUUGGAUAAAGAAAUAAAAAAAUCGUUGAUGAAGCUGAUCGACAGAAGAAAAGAGAAUCGGGGGGGUGGGAAUUCGGUUACUGUAAAAAAACCAGAGGGAGGAGGACCGAAGGAUUUGCUGGGUUUAAUGAUCGACGCCUCAAAUUCUUCUCCCAAUAUCACAGUAAACGACAUCGUAGAGGAGUGCAAAAGCUUUUUCUUCGCAGGGAAACAGACCACGUCCAACCUGCUGACGUGGACAACGGUGUUACUCGCAAUGCACCCACAGUGGCAGGUGCGAGCACGUGAGGAGCUUGCCGUCAUACUUCAACGGCUGUCGUUUCGUUUGGCCCCAUCAUAUCAACAUGCACCAACGGUCCUGAUGCUACUUUACCCUCAAUACGGUGCACCCGUUAUCUUUCAGAAUCUACCUGAUCACUCCACCCUUCAAGACCCACUUACAUGAUUUUUUUUUUUUUUUAAAUUUUAAUUUUAUUUUAUUUUAAUUCAGGGCUUUUAAAAGAUAACACCACCCCCCCACCCCCAC